Plenodomus lingam JN3 is the source of this 117-nucleotide messenger RNA. The record is from RefSeq and is a predicted model, not a curated record. Lineage: Eukaryota; Fungi; Ascomycota; Dothideomycetes; Pleosporales; Leptosphaeriaceae.
AUGCCUCGCACCCACACACCCACGCCCACACACACUACAUACACGGUAAAUCGCCUCUGGGCCCUGGGCCUCGUACCGUAUGUGGUCACACCGUUGCUAGGCAAGCUCUUCGUCUGA